AUGCCCCAUAUUUCAGCAAAAUCACUCGUCGUACUUUUCGCGUUUGUUGUUUGUAUUGUUAAUAUUUAUCGUGUCUUCAAUUCGAGCUGCAGCUCAGAAGCUUCUGAUCAAGGGCCAAUCCUGGAAGACGAUCGGAUACCGCCAUUGCCUAGACCGGAAGUGCCAGGCUUGCAAAAUCAAGGCCACAACGUCAAGCGAGCGGCUGCCAAGGUCAAGAAGGGCGCAGAAUGCGGGAUUGGCGUGCGUCUGGCCGGGAAACAAUGCCCGGAGGGGUCGGUGCCCUUCGGCAGCGAGUGUUAUGUGCAGACUUGUUUAGAGGAACGUCGUCAAAUGCCCUCCGCUUUCUACUACGGCGCUGGAGGGAACGCCAUCGGAGCGUACACUCCCGUAGGCCUGGCCUAUAACCCGCUACGCAUCGCUCCGCUGACGAAUUGGGGACGGAAGAGGAGGAGUGUCGAGGCUGAGAAAGAACACGAGGAGGUGCAGCUCGAGCGCGUGAGGCGCCAGAUGCCGUCCCACUUCUUCUACGGUAGCGGCGGGAACGCGAUUGGGGCGUACACUCCCGUAGGGUUGGCCUAUAACCCGCUACGCAUCGCUCCGCUGACGAAUUGGGGCCGA
Mesorhabditis spiculigera is the source of this 618-nucleotide messenger RNA. NCBI's taxonomy places the organism in Eukaryota, Metazoa, Nematoda, Chromadorea, Rhabditida, Rhabditidae. The record is from the annotation of a GenBank genome assembly.